Molecule: messenger RNA, 1014 nt
Organism: Abrus precatorius (Indian licorice)
Lineage: Eukaryota; Viridiplantae; Streptophyta; Magnoliopsida; Fabales; Fabaceae
Exons: 2
Coding region: 1-1014 (337 amino acids)
Source: RefSeq, a predicted model, not a curated record
AUGUCAGCUUCGGAGAGUGGCCGAGAGCUAGCUGGCUUGACCCUUGAUGACGUUUUAGCCAACCAGAAGAGACCACCGCCACCACCCAAGAGCCGAACCCUCCUUGACAUCAUCAAAGAAGACGAGAGCAAUAAGAAGGACCGAAGAUCUUGGAAAGCUUUCAAGGACAAGCUUCGGCUAAAGCGCGCAGGUUCUGCUUGGACAUCUUCUAUUCAUAUCCCGACUUCGGAUGUCCCUAUCCCUAACUCAAACAACAGAAACUCUUACCAAUUCGGUCGCAACUCGGUCCGAUUCCAGACUCAAUCCGACUCGGACAUGUCAACUCAGUACAUGACUCGCCAGGUCGAUGACCUCGAUCCAUCCCCGGACGACUCCUAUUCAACGGCCAACGCAACGGCGGCCAACGCACCGCUGGCCAAGGCACAAUUCUCUCGCCGUAGCUCCACGCGCUUCGCCGGCGACACCUCCGACAACACCGCCGGCACUCUCCGGCCGCAGCUGUCUCGCCGAAACUCCACCAACGUGCAGUCGGAGCCGUACCGGCGGGGGCGCGUGGUGACCUUCCGCGACAGCUUGGACGAUGACGAGCCCGACGACGAGGACAAGCCGGGGAGGACGCUGUCGGCGAGGGAGGCGGUGGCGGCGCAGGAGGCAGCGGAAGCGGCAGCGGCGGCGGCGGAAGAAGCUGAGGCAGCGGCGGAGCAGGCUCCGGUGACGAUGUCGCUGAUGGAUUUGUUGGAAGAAACUGAUAGGGAAAUGGGGCUUGAAGGUUCAAGGUAUAUAUUGAGUGAUGAUGAAGAUUUUGAUGAGGACGAAGAAGAAGGAGAAGAUGAUGAAGAUGGAGAAGGUUCUAUGGAGCAUACUUGCUGCAUUUGCAUGGUGAGGCAUAAGGCUGCGGCUUUUAUACCCUGUGGCCACACUUUCUGCAGGAUGUGUUCUAGGGAGCUUAUGGUUAGUAGGGGUAAUUGCCCACUCUGCAACAAUUUCAUUUUGGAAAUUCUUGACAUUUUCUGA